This is a messenger RNA of Trichosurus vulpecula (common brushtail), 3609 nucleotides long. RefSeq names its product TATA-box binding protein associated factor 8 (gene TAF8). The transcript has 8 exons. The record is from RefSeq and is a predicted model, not a curated record. Gene Ontology annotation, cellular component: transcription factor TFIID complex. Gene Ontology annotation, molecular function: protein heterodimerization activity. Lineage: Eukaryota; Metazoa; Chordata; Mammalia; Diprotodontia; Phalangeridae. Gene Ontology annotation, biological process: transcription initiation at RNA polymerase II promoter. The coding region runs from base 68 to 991 and encodes 307 amino acids.
CCCUCUUCUGCCUCGAACUACAGUUCCCAGGCUGCCCUGCGCACACGCACAUUCUCAGGUAUUCAAGAUGGCUGACACAGCUGCAACUGCCGGAGCCAGUGGUUCGGGAGCGAGAUCAGGAAGCAAGCAGGCCACCACUCCUGCAGACAACUACUACCUGGCACGGAGGCGGACCUUGCAGGUAGUUGUGAGCUCCUUGCUGACAGAGGCUGGGUUUGAGAGUGCUGAGAAAGCAUCGGUGGAAACAUUAACUGAGAUGUUACAAAGCUACCUUUCAGAAAUCGGGAGGAGCGCUAAAUCCUAUUGUGAGCAUACGGCCAGGACGCAGCCAACACUCUCAGACAUCGUGGUCACACUUGUUGAGAUGGGUUUCAAUGUGGAAACUCUCCCUGCAUAUGCCAAACGAUCCCAGAGGAUGGUCAUCACAGCACCUCCAGUCACCAAUCAGCCUGUGACUCCCAAAGCCCUGACUGCUGGACAGAACAAGUCUCACCCACCUCAUAUCCCCAGCCAUUUUCCUGAAUUCCCUGAUCCCCACACCUACAUCAAAACACCGACAUACCGUGAGCUUGUGUCAGAUUAUCAGGUCCUUCGGGAAAAGGCUGCGUCACAGAGGCGUGAUGUGGAACGGGCACUUACUCGUUUUAUGGCCAAGACAGGCGAGACACAGAGCCUUUUCAAAGAUGAUGUCAGCACAUUUCCAUUGAUCGCUGCCCGGCCGUUUACCAUUCCCUAUCUGACAGCCCUUCUCCCGUCUGAAUUGGAGAUGCAGCAGAUGGAGGAGACUGAUUCUUCUGAGCAGGAUGAACAGACAGACACAGAGAACCUGCCUCUCCACAUCAGUGUGGAUGAAUCAGGUGCAGAGAAGGAGAAUGCCUCUGUUCUACAGCAGAACGCUUCCUUGUCGGGGAGCCGGACUGGGGAGGAGAAUCUUAUCGAUAACCCUUAUCUCCGGCCUGUAAAGAAACCCAAGAUCCGUAGGAAGAAGUGAAUUAGAGGACAGUGAGGGCAUUCCAUUCCGAGUUUGUCUCUGCCAUCUUUACAGCAGGGAAGAAAUGAGUUAGUGACCAUUAAGGUUAGACCUAGAAAGAGUCUCCCUGAGCUUAGCAGACAUUUUCCUUGUUUCUUUCUUUCUGAACACCCACUCUCUCACCUUAAGUUACCUUAGAAUAAAGCUGUCUCAACUUUUUGUGAUGGGAUGACAUCAUAGCUAUGGGAUUAACCUUUCUCUGGUAGAAAUAAUCUCUAGCACGCAGUUGGCCAGAGGUCUUCCAUGGCCCUUUGGGCCACUCUUUUCAGAUGAGAGAAAAAAAACCUGAAUUGCAAAGGGAUGCAUUCACUCAUUUCCAUUCCCAUUUAAAGAUACCCAGGAAGGAGAGGGCUGCGCGGCCAAACUGGAAUCUAAUAUUUUGCUGGGCAUUUGACUUCAGAGAAAUAAGUGUUUAAUAAUGAUGUCUUACUUAGUUUGUACUGUAGGACACAGGGAGAUUUAGUGAUUUCAUUUCCUGUCAUAGUUUUUUAUUCCAGUUGAAACUUCUAGGCAGUUGUAUUCCAGAUGACCUUUUUAUUGGCUCACUAGCAAUUCUGGUACUGGCCCCCAGGAAAGAGCCUCAUUCUGUGGCCUGUGAAGCCCUGAGAACAUGGCCAGGCCCAAGAAGCUCAGUGGGUUCUUGGUUGAAUUACUUUUCUGCUUCAAGCCCAGCACACUCAGUGAGACUUUGCUUCUUUUUCCAGGACAGAAAGUGAAGCCUUGUUCCCUUGCCAUGUGAUCUGUGCCCCCUGAACUGGAGAUAAAUACUUAACAUUUAUUGAACUUUUGAGGAAGCUGUGACUAGAAUAUCCCAGGCUCUUCCUUUUCUGUUGACCAGAAAACAGAUUUUUUUUUUUUUUGCAGGGGGGAAAUGCAAGGUAAUUGGGGUUAAGUGACUUGCCCAAGGUCACACAGCUAGUAAAUGUGUCAAGUGUCUGAGGCUGGAUUUGAACUCAGGUACUCCUGACUCCAGGGCUGGUGCUCUACUCACUAUGCCACCUAGCUGCCCCGAGAAAACAGAUUCUUAAAGAAAAUUCUAUAAAAGUGAAACAGUAAGGCAUAUAGACAUAUAACAACAUAGAUGAUAAUUGUCAAAAUGCCGAUGUAGUUCUGUAUCGCAAAGUAUGAGAGACUCUCCAUAAAGAAGGUAACAAGUAUAACAUUUAUUCAGACACCAGAAAAUCAUAUCCCAUAACCAAAUGUUCCAGCUCCCACAGCCAGUCAGCCCAUUUUUAUCAUAACAGCAAGGAACUUAAAACACCAUAUCACAGCCUGGCGCCUCACCGUCCCAAAACCUCUCUGAUGCUCUGCUGGGGUCUUCCCAAAUAAAAACUCAGUACAGCUAAGUCAGCCUGUUCAGUUCUAACAAUCACGAGGGUGGCCAUUAGCAGUCAUAACAGCUCUCUUUCAGCAUUUCCCUGUGGCAUAAAUUUCUUUUACUGUCAGGAAGCUCUUCCCACCACACGUGACUUAGGCUUCCUGUGAUGUAAGCAGGUUACAUGACCUAGUAAUGGGUGGGAAGGAUCUUCAAAUCUAAUUGCUACUACAAUAAGCUACUAUAUAUUUAUUCUUGGCUAAGCACUAAUGCAGAGUGAUGUUUUUAAAAAAUGCCAAAUGAAAACUACUGGAGGGUCACAAAUAUUUUAAAUGAAAGAGAAAUAAGGAAUCUCCUGUGAGGUAUGUUGCCAGAGUCUUGAAAUCCUUCUGGAGAGACAGUCGGGUUACAUAAUAACUUUAUUUUCUCCUUAACCACCCCAGCCCUGCCUUUUUACUUCUUUUCCCCAAUAAGUAAAACUCUUUGGCCUGAUAGUGCUAUCCAUGAACUUCUAACCAGCUGUUUUGAUGGAGAGAUUCCUUCUUAAGGGAAUAGAGCUGUUUGUUUGGAAUCGAAGAGAAAUCUGCCAAGCAGAGUGUCUAAGGAGAGAAAACCACAUUCUGACCCUAGCUUUCUAGGCCUGUCUAUAGUUAGCUAAUGUUGUAAUACCUCUUUCACUGAGAACACUUGAAAACUAUUUUCCCAGGCCAGUAGGCCUUGGCUUUGGGUUGUUUUCAGCCCUUCAAGAUAUGUAGUGUGGUGAGCAUAGGGGAAGUUCACAUUUCAGAGGUGAGCACUGUAGAAGGUGGUAGGACAGAAGCAUUUACAGCCCUUUUUUGUAGCUAGCAACUGCCAUGAGCACUGUGGGGUGGUAACUGUGUUGUGUGUGCAGUCUUACUACUGUGCUUGCACAUCACGAAUGCCAAAAAGCAUUUACCAGCACCUACUUGGAGGAGGUAUGUGUUAAAUGGAGCUUCUUGUUACUUCAGCCAAGAAACCUGAGCUAUUGUUGAAAUAAAUACCGUGUUCUGAACUUUUCUGAGCAAAACAGGCACAUGUGGAUCUGACAGAAGGCUUGUUCAUGUAUCAUGUUGACCCUGACUCUUUGCUGUCAUGUAAAAACUGUACAUACACCCAGACACUUAUUUACAAAUUUCUAUUUUUAAUACUUUGGUUGAGGUUUUUUGAAGGAUGUGUGGCCAAAACCGAAUGAAAACUGUUACCUGUAUGUGCAUAAUAAAAAUCUGAUGUAGAUAGAAUGGAA